Ornithorhynchus anatinus (platypus) is the source of this 7272-nucleotide messenger RNA. RefSeq names its product kinesin-like protein KIF26B. Gene Ontology annotation, biological process: microtubule-based movement. Lineage: Eukaryota; Metazoa; Chordata; Mammalia; Monotremata; Ornithorhynchidae. Bases 1 to 6594 code for a protein of 2197 amino acids. The transcript has 17 exons. Gene Ontology annotation, molecular function: microtubule binding; microtubule motor activity; ATP binding. The record is from RefSeq and is a predicted model, not a curated record.
AUGAGACCUGGGGUGAAGAACAUGAACCAGGCCAUGUCUCCUGGAGAAGGUGGGAUUUCAGCAGGGUUUGGAGGAGAGAGUGAGCUGAGUUCUGGUGGAUUUGAUGAGGGGAAGAAGUUCCACGCAGACACAGUGAGAAAUGCAGAACAAGUGUGCCUCCUUUCACCUUUGUCUUCCACAGGUUCCAAGGUGUUCGUAAAUUCAGCUAGGGUUGUUGCAAGAGAUGCCAGAAAUGGCCCCUGGCAGAAAACAUUUCUUUUCAAGUGGUUCACUAAGGAGCGCUACCAAGCCAAUUCCCACCUGUCUUUAACACUCCAACAGUUUCACGUGAGCAGCACAAUGAUUCAAACACAUGCCAUUGCCUCAUUUCGGGAGCUGCAUUCACUCCUUCAGGCCACAAUGGGUGAUUUAGGGCCCUGCAGCAGUAAUACAUUAAAUGUUGCCCAUGGAUCUGUCAGAAGGAAAACAACUCUUUACGUGCCCAGGUUCCAGGUCAGACAAAGACUUGAACAAAUUCAGGGUAGUGAGAGGGUCGGGUACUUGGAAGAGAGAGAGAGAGAGGAUGGUUGGAGUGGGGAGCAAGGGUGGAAAAUAACAUGGAGGAGAGGAGUGAAGUCUGGGGGCUAUCCCUUGCCCACAGAUUUCUCAUUUGAGUCUGCCACCUGCCUGCAGUCCCCAGAUCUUCUGUUGAUUUUAGAACUUUGUGAACUUGCCCCUCUUCUUCCUAUCUUUCCUGCUUCUCCUAUUAACCACUGUUUUUUUUCCUUUGACCUGUCUGCCCUACAGGACCCAGCCUUCCCUUCUGGGAUUCACGAUAAGCUCCAGGUCCCCAACACCACCCGGAAAGCGUGGAAUGAACGAGACAACAGGUGCGACAUAUGUGCUACCCACCUGAACCAGCUGAAGCAGGAGGCAAUCCAGAUGGUGCUGACCUUGGAACAGGCCACCAACAGUGAGCAUUACGAUGGCUCGCCUGGCUCGCCCCCACCGCUCUCCAACGUCCCCACCCUUGUGGGGUCCCGGGGGCAAGUGGGGACUCCCCAGCAGCCCAGAGAUUGGGCCUUCGUGCCUGCCCCCUAUGCCUCCUCCAAUUAUACAGGCGUCGUGGCCAAUAAGCACAGUGGCAAACCCAAUAGCCUUGGGAUAGUCAAUGGGGCAGAAAAGAAGAUUGGAUCUCCAACUCACCAAGCCAAGUCCAGCCUCCAAGUGGCCACCAGCCCCAGCAAUGGCAACAUCCCCAACUCAGUCGCCAUCCAAGCCCAUCAGUAUGUGGACGCCACCUGGUCGCUGUCGAGAACUAAUGGAGUCACCCUGUACCCCUAUCAAAUCUCCCAGCUGAUGAGUGAGACUGGCCGAGAGGGACUCUCUGAAGCAGCACUGAACCGCUACAAUGCAGACAAACCCUCCUUAUAUAGCUUCCCUGGCCCCACGAGCGCCUACGUUACCAGCGAAGCGUCCACUGGCACCUCAGUAGCUGCCUCUUUCUUCGCCAGAGCUGCUCAAAAAUUGAACUUGUCUUCCAAAAAGAAGAAGCAUCGACCUUCUGCAUCUUCAGUGUCAGAAUCUCCACUCUUUGCUACCAAUUUCAGCGGGAUUCUGCAACUAUCCCCUCCCCCUGCACCACCGUGUCUGCUGAGGGCAGUUAACAAAGUGAAAGACACCCCAGGCCUGGGAAAGGUGAAAGUCAUGGUACGCAUGUGUUCUACACUCGCCAGGGACACAUCUGAGUCCAGCUCCUUUUUAAAGGUGGAUCCGCGGAAGAAGCAGAUCACCCUGUACGACCCUUUGACCUGUGGGGGUCAGAACACUUCCCAGAAAAGAGGCAACCAAGUUCCCCCCAAGAUGUUUGCCUUUGAUGCUGUUUUCCCCCAAGAUGCAUCUCAGGCCGAAGUGUGCGCAGGGACGGUGGCGGAGGUGAUCCAGUCUGUCGUGAACGGGGCCGAUGGUUGCGUGUUCUGUUUUGGCCACGCCAAGCUGGGGAAAUCCUACACCAUGAUCGGGGAGGAUGAUUCCAUGCAGAACCUGGGCAUCAUCCCUUGCGCCAUCUCCUGGCUCUUUAAGCUGAUCAACGAACGCAAAGAAAAGACGGGUGCCCGAUUCUCGGUCCGGAUAUCGGCUGUUGAAGUGUGGGGAAAAGAAGAAAACCUGAGGGACUUGCUUUCUGAGGUGGCUACGGGCAGCCUGCAGGACGGUCAGUCUCCCGGUGUCUACCUCUGCGAGGACCCCAUCUGUGGCAUGCAGCUCCAGAACCAGAGUGAGCUGCGGGCUCCCACCGCGGAAAAGGCUGCCUUCUUCCUCGAUGCAGCCAUUGCCUCCCGCCGCAGCAACCAGAGGGACUGUGAUGAAGAGGACCACAGAAACUCCCACAUGCUCUUCACACUGCACAUCUACCAGUACCGCAUGGAAAAGAGUGGAAAAGGUGGAAUGUCUGGAGGUCGCAGUCGCUUGCACCUUAUCGAUUUGGGCAGCUGUGUGAAAGCACUUGGCAAAAAUCGUGAAGGAGGAUCUGGCCUCUGCCUCUCGCUGUCAGCUCUGGGUAAUGUCAUCCUGGCCCUCGUCAAUGGCAGUAAACAUAUCCCAUACAAAGACAGCAAGCUGACAAUGUUGCUGCGGGAAUCCCUGGGGAACCUGAACUGCCGCACUACCAUGAUCGCCCACAUCUCGGCAGCCGCUGGGAACUAUGCAGAAACCCUGUCGACCGUCCAGAUCGCAUCCAGGGUCCUGAGGAUGAAGAAAAAGAAAACCAAGUACACAUCGAGCUCGUCCGGCGGCGAGAGCUCAUGCGAAGAGGGCAGGAUGCGCAGGCCGACCCAGCUGAGGCCCUUCCAUCCGCGCAGUGCUGGGGACCCUGAUUUCCCGCUGCUUCACCUGUCCAGCGACCCAGACUACUCCUCCAGCAGCGAGCAGUCCUGCGACACCGUCAUCUACGUCGGCCCCAACGGCACGGCCCUGUCUGACAAGGAGCUGACGGACAAUGAGGGGCCCCCGGACUUUGUGCCCAUCGUCCCCGCCUUGCAGAAGGCCAAGACCGACGGGAGGCCCGAGGAAGUGGUGGAGAGUGCCUCGAGAAAGUCCGAGCGGGACUGUCUGAAGUGCAACACGUUCGCCGAGCUCCAGGAGAGACUGGACUGCAUCGAUGGCAGUGAGGAGACCACCAAGUUUCCAUUUGAGGAGCUCCCGGUCCAGUCGGGGGCUGAUAGGGCGACCAGGCCCAGCCGUGGAACCGAGGUCCACCCGCCCACCGAGCCCGAGAAGGAGGAGCGGGGGCCCAACUGGCAGCCAGCGGAGAGGGAAGGGCAGGAGGGCGGCCAGCCCGGGGCCGCCCCCAGACUGCAGAGAAAUCAGUCCCCAGCCCCCACGCCCCCUUCGCCCCGCAGUGUCCCCGGCAGCUCAGGAGGGCAGCUCAGCUCUCCCCAGCUCGUGCACAGCCCCAGCCUAAGGAGCAGCAGGGAAAGCCUCAACUCCUGUUCCUUUGCAGAAGGAAAACCCAGGCCAAUGGGCUCCCCCCGCCUUGGGAUCGCGAGCCUCUCCAAGACUUCUGACUACAAGCCACCCCCCAGUUCUCCCUCCCAGAGGUGCAAGGUGUACACCCAGAAAGGCGUGCUGCCCAGCCCCGCGCCCCCGAGCAAGGAUUCGGGCACCGCCCCGAGCGAGUGCCUUCUCCAGCCAGAGGUCCGGACGCCCCCUGUAGGGAUGAGUCCACAGGUGGCCAAGAGGUCGGUGUCGGGGGCGCCCCCCUCCGGAGAACAGUCUCCCACCCCGUCGCCCAAGAAAGAGAGCUGGAACAACUCCGUCGCCGCCACUGCCACCACCACGGUUACGGUCCAGCAACCCCUGGAGCUCAAUGGUGAGGACGAGCUAGUGUUCACUCUGGUCGAGGAGCUGACCGUCGGCGAGGGCCCCGAGAACGGACGUCCCCCUAGCAUCAUCAGCUUCAACAGCGACUGUUCGGUUCAGGCCCUGGCCUCGGGCUCCCGGCCGGUCAGCAUCAUCAGCAGCAUCAGCGAGGACCCGGAGGCCUACUCUGGGUCCGCCCCCGACUCUGAAGUUGGGGCCUUGCAUUCUUCGCCUCUCCCCUCGCCUACCCUCGAGGACGGGGCCCGGGACUCCCGGGACGCCCCCAGCAGCCGGCGCUCCUCCAUCAGUUCCUGGCUUAGUGGGAUGAGCGCCGGAAGUGACAGCGAGCAGUCGGGCCACAGCUUCGGCACCCAGCCCGGCUAUGGGCCCAGGGAGGCACUGGCCGAACCGCCUUCCUCGGAGCUGGCAAGUGGCAGGCAGAGUGCUGGCCUGGGGCGUGGCCCACCCCAGCCACGGGAGGAGGCCAGCCCCAGAGACCUGCCUGUCGGGCCCGGGUCAGAGGACGAGGAGGAGGAAGCGCCCAGCAGGGCCCUGGCUGUGACGGCCCACAAGAGGCCCGCCUCAGGGAAAGCGGAGGUCACCGGCAGCCCGGGCGGCUGUGACGGCCACAUCCCCACAAAGACCGGAGUCUCAGGGGGCCCUUGCGACGUCCAAACCCCUGAGGUCUUUGACCCACUGGUCAUUCCCACAGUCCGGGCAGGUGGCCCUCCGGAGGACAUGGGCGUCAGCCCAAAGCGAGAGCUCAAGUUCGAGGACCCGUGGCUGAAGCGGGAAGAGGAGGUGAAAAGGGAAGAUUGGGCCUGUUCCAGCACCCCUAGGCUGGAGCCGGGCCUGGACCAGGAGCAGAGCCAGAAGCCCAAGUCGACCGACAGGUUCAGCAGCGGCAGCAGCGGGGAAACGUUCAACUCCCCCGUGUCAGACCACCUGAAGAGGAUUGUAGACGGCUGUGAGGUGGCCUUGCCCCGCUCGGCCAGCCAGAGCCCCGUGCGCGGCCCCGGCGGGCCCAAGGCCAGCAGCCUGCCUAGGGCCUUCCUGAGGGCCGGCAGGCAGGAUGACCCGGAUGUCAUCUUCUACCACUGUGCUGCCGAAAGCAAUGGGCUCGUUGGGGCCCAGGCUUCUAGGGCCCCCCUGGACAGGAGGGUGGCUUCCCCCAAGCACUGUGUUCUUGCUCGCCCCAAAGGGAUCCCCCCGCUGCCCCCUGUCAGGAAGUCCAGCCUGGAUCAGAAAAACCGGGCCAGCCCCCAACAUGGCGCGGGCAGCAGCAGCCCCCCAACCCAGCCGGCUGGCUUCCCCGCCACGUUCCCCGACGAGCUCAGCGGCAAGGCAAAGGAGUCCGCCGGCGGCAUAGGCGGCAGCAGCAGGCUGUUCAGCGCCAAGCUCGAGCAGCUUGCCAGCCGGACCAACUCCCUGGGCCGGGCGACGGUGAGCCACUACCAGUGCCUGUCACUGGAGCGUGCCGAGAGCCUGGCAUCAGUUGGCUCCCGUCUGCCCCCCGGCAAAGAUAGCACCAUGCCCAGGGCUAGCCGCAGCCUGUGUCGCUCAGCAGUGUCCUCCUCGCCACCCAGUGCUGGCCCGGCCCAGCUCCUGGGGGCCUCCCCUAAGGCCUCCCCGUCCAAGAUUUCCGCUGUGAGCAAGCUCCUCUUGGCUAGCCCCAAAGCCCGCAGCCUGUCCACUGCCGCCACCAAGAGCCUGAGCUUUUCCACCAAGUCACUGCCCCAGUCAGUGGGGCAGAGUGCGACGGGCCCGCCCCCGAGCACCAAGCACAUGUCCUGGUCCACCCAGUCCCUCAGCCGCAGCCGCGGCUCGGGUCUCGCCUCCAAGCUGCCCCUGCGGGCCGUCAACGGCCGCAUCUCGGAACUGCUGCAGGGAGGCCCUGGCCUGCGCGGGCCAGCCGAGGCCGAGGAGCGGGGCGGCCCGCCUGGGGAGGAGAAGCUGGCCGCCCCCGCCCUGCCUUCCCCCUACAGCAAGGUCACCCCGCCGCGGAAGCCUCAUCGCUGCAGCAGUGGCCACGGCAGUGACAACAGCAGCGUGCUGAGCGGGGAGCUCCCGCCGGCCAUGGGGAAGACGGCCCUGUUCUACCACAGUGGUGGGAGCAGCGGCUACGAGAGCAUGAUGCGGGACAGCGAGGCCACCGGGAGCACCUCCUCUGCUCAGGAUUCCAUGAGCGAGAACAGCAGCUCGGCUAGCGGCCGGUGCCGGAGCCUCAAGACGCCCAAGAAGCGGGCCAAUCCAGGUUCUCAGAGGCGGAGGCUGAUCCCUGCCCUCUCCCUGGACACCACCUCCCCAGUGAGGAAGGCCGCCAGCGGUCCGGGCCUCCGUUGGGUUGACGGUCCCAUGCGCAGUGCACCACGGGGCCUUGGGGAACCCUUCGAGAUCAAGGUCUACGAGAUUGAUGACGUGGAGAGGCUCCAGAGGCGGCGUGGUGGGGACGGCAAGGAGCUGGUCUGCUUCAACGCAAAGCUGAAGACCCUGGAGCACCGCCAGCAGCGGAUCGCCGAGGUCCGGGCCAAGUACGAGUGGCUAAUGAAGGAGCUGGAAAUGACCAAACAGUAUCUGAUGCUGGAUCCCAACAAGUGGCUCAGUGAAUUUGAUCUGGAGCAAGCAUUCGAGCUGGAUUCUCUGGAGUACCUGGAGGCCCUGGAGUGCGUCACGGAGCGCUUGGAGAGCCGAGUGAACUUCUGCAAGGCCCACCUCAUGAUGAUCACCUGCUUUGACAUCACUUCCAGACGUCGGUAAAGAGACAGUGAGUGCGGGAUGCGUCCCCUUCCCUCCUCCCUCCCCACUCCAUUUCUCUCCUGGUUCCUCUCCCCUCCACCAGGACUUCAGAGACGGUCCAACGCCCCCGUCCCCACUGCACAAGCACCCAAAGACUACAGAAUGAGGAGGAAGGUCGAUGACAAGUCCAGAUGGAGCGUGUGUGGAAGGGGAUUUUGUUUUCGUGUCUCCCGGCUCCCCAACACCAAGUGCCACAGGAGACAAGAGGAGGCUGCGGCCCCCAGGGCCGCCACCUCCCCCAUGAGACUGACAGAGCACUUUGAGAAACCUUAAAGGACGUGUUUGUAUAUAGGAACUGCUGGUGGGAGAACCCAGAGCUUCCCCCGCUGUGGCUGAGGAAGGGCCGCCGGGAGGCCGAGCUUGCUGACUGAAAGCUAAGAGAGAAAACAUUACCCAGAACGACUGUUCAAGUGCCUUGCAAAUCUUUAUUAUCCAAACAUUUAUGUUCAUACUUUCUUGUGUACAGAUGGUGCUAGUCAAAAAAGAACAAAACAAACAAAAAAGAAUCAAAGCCCAUUUUUGAAAUGUAUUUACAGCUCGUUUUCUCUUGGUGUUUUAUCCUAUUUCUGACUUGCUGUUUCUAAGUAACUUGUGUUUGUAGAGAUAUUUCCUAAUCAGUACAGCUUAUGAAUGAGUAAA